This is a messenger RNA of Linum tenue, 1015 nucleotides long. Lineage: Eukaryota; Viridiplantae; Streptophyta; Magnoliopsida; Malpighiales; Linaceae. The record is from the annotation of a GenBank genome assembly.
CGUAAGCUAAAGAGCUUGUUCCCAUUCCCUCCAAAGAAAGAGAUGGCUGCUCGCUGCUUCUGGACCAGCGGCAGCUGUUCCGGCAGCAACGCAAGCCAACGCUGCCGUUCGCCAGCGAUUCCGGAGUUUCAUACCCAAACUCUAUAUCCGUCCUCUUCUUCUUCUUCUUAUCAUCAUCUUCCUAUUAUAACGAGUGAUUCUUCUUCUCGUUUCACUGGAGGCUGCACAAACCCCAUCCCAUACUCAUACCCACACCUUCGCCGCCCCCGCCGCCUGUUCGCUCAGCUGCCGCCGCAAUCUGACCCGCCUCCCAAUAAGGAGCCGCUGACACUCGAAGGUUUAGUGGAGGGUAUAUCUGGAUUCCAAGAAAGGGUUCGGAUAUUCUUUGCGGUAUUUGUAUGGAUGUCUCUAUUCUUCUGGUACUCAGCUUGGGAUGGCAGGAAUAAAGGCGGCGGUGGCGGCGGAGGUAUUAUGCCCAACAAAAGAUCCCGAUCUCCGUUCAGAAGAUGAACUCGGAACCAACUUAUCAAAGCAUUCGAUUUUGUUUACAGCUUGUGUAUAAGUGUAUUAGUUGUAAAGGAAUAAUAUGUAGGCGACAUUUGCUACUUUAAAGGAUUGUAAAUUAUACUACAGAGAUCAGAUAUUUUUGCACCGGCAAAAUUGAUGUCUGGUCUGAAUGAAAGCAAGAAUAAUAUGGACCAGCACAUGAACCAGGAGUCGGAUACUUUGUUCCUCUCAACAGGGUUUCGAAAGCAUUUCACUCGCUUUCAGGUGAAUGUCGAUGGGAUUGGACCUACUUGUGAACGCCUUUCGCUCGCUUUCAGCCAUCUUAUCCACAUAAAGCGUUCCAUCCAGAUGAUCACAUUCGUGCUGUGCUGUAAGAUACGAGCCUGCCACCCAGAGGCUUCAACCUUGAUGGGUGCACCAUCACGGCUCAACCCUGUAACCUCGACUUCCAGACUACGCUCUACCAAAGCCCUGAAUCCAUCUAUCACAAUCAACGGUAAUAGAAACA